This is a messenger RNA of Syzygium oleosum, 2453 nucleotides long. RefSeq names its product glycosyltransferase BC10-like. Gene Ontology annotation, cellular component: membrane. The coding region runs from base 708 to 1973 and encodes 421 amino acids. Lineage: Eukaryota; Viridiplantae; Streptophyta; Magnoliopsida; Myrtales; Myrtaceae. The transcript has 10 exons. The record is from RefSeq and is a predicted model, not a curated record. Gene Ontology annotation, molecular function: glycosyltransferase activity.
UUCAGGUUGUUAAAAGGAUUCAUAUUGUACGUCAGUGUGGUUAGAGAAUGACAAAGCUGGCAUCUUGUUAGUAAAAUUAUUCUUUCACCGAGAUGUUAGAAGAAAAAUCGGCGAAUGUCCAGUCACGAAUUUGAGUUCAAAUGUCUGCAUUCUUAUAUAUGAUAGUAGUCAAUUCCAGGUAAGGAAUAAGCGCAUGGCAGGCCUUAGUUUUGUGAAAGACAUACGGGCACAGACACUCACCAAUCUGAAGAGACUCCAAACAAUUAUUUGCUCUUUUUUCUCCUACACGUCUUUUUCGCUCAUAUAUUGCUCAAGCAAGAAAAGCAGGACCAAAACUAUUCUCUGCUAUAUUUUCUGAGACAGAAAUGUCCGCCGAUGUUGUGAGCUUUCUACUUUCAACUGCAUAGAAAGCGCUUUUACCUCAACGAAAAUGAGAAUCAGCACUGCGAGCAAGACAGGGACUUGUGAGACGUGAACUCACUUAGAAACUCAUGAUUGCAUGAGCCAAACCAUGUUUCACAAUCAUUACGUUCAUCACUCAUCAAUGAUGUGAUUUCAGAGCGCAAUCUCAACGUAAGGGCAAUCUUAACUUCCCUCCAUCAGUUUCAUCUCUCCCUUUAUAUUCUCCCCUCUCUCUCCAUCUCAGUUACUUUCAAUUCCUGCAUGUUCCUCCCCCAGCAUUACAUGAGAACCGAAAACGGAGAGCCAUGGGCAAGAAGAGAGCUUCUUUGCCCAUAUGCCAUUUAUCGGUGCUUCGCUCGAAGCUGGUUUUCUCUAUAUUUCUCGUGUUCUGCUUCUUCGCCCUCGUGAGGCUUAACCAGCCGGGAUCGGGAUCGGGAUCGAGCACCAACAAAUCGAGAAUUGAGGAAAAACCAAAACCUGAGACUACCACUAACCCGAAAGUUGCUUUUCUGUUUCUUGCUCGUAAGAACAUUCCUCUGGACUUCAUGUGGGGUGCUUUCUUCCAGGAGGCUAAUGUGAAGAAUUUCUCAAUUUAUAUUCAUUCAGAACCUGGGUUUGUGUUCAAUGAGUCCACUUCUAUGUCCCCUUUCUUUUACGGAUGCCAGUUAAACAACAGUAUUAAGGUAGCCUGGGGAGAAUCAAGCAUGAUAGAAGCAGAGAGGUUAUUGCUUAAAGUAGCUCUUCGCGACCCUGCUAAUCGGAGAUUUGUUCUCCUUUCUGAUAGCUGCUUGCCACUGUACAAAUUCCGUGACAUUUAUGAGCAUCUGAUUUCUUCUCAGAAGAGUUAUGUGGAAAGCUAUUUUGAUUUUGAGGAUGAUCGAUAUGAUCCGAAAAUGUUGCAAGCCAUACCAAAGGACAAAUGGCGAAAAGGAUCUCAGUGGUUCACUUUAAUCAGAAGACAUGCACAAAUUGUUGCAGAUGACAAUGUUGUUUUCCCCAUCAUCAAGAAAUCUUGCAAGAGACAGUCAAAUGCAAGUGCGAGCGCGAUAAGACAGAUGCUUGAUCUUCAUAAGCUGCAGGAUUGUAUCCCGGACGAACAUUAUCUGCAGACAUUGCUUGCAAUGAGCGGGCUCGAGAAUGAAUUCUCCCGAAGAUCAUUGACCUACGCUCAGUGGAAUCAAUCACCUACACAAAAGGAUGAACAGUGGCACCCUGUCACUUUCGAUUACACAGAUGCAAGCCCUCGAAGUAUCAAAGAAAUAAAGGAGAUUGAGGCAAUCCACUAUGAAUCCGAGAAUCAGACCGAAUGGUGUCAGGUCAAUCGUGCACCCGCCCCAUGUUUUCUAUUUGCAAGGAAGUUCACGUGCGGAGCAGCCGUUCGCCUUCUGUCCGAGGGACUACUGGGUCCGUUCGAUCCCGUUCCGUUUUUAAACGCUACCAGGGGAUUCUUUCCAGCCAAACACACAGAUACACACGCAAGACAGAGCCUUCCAAAUUGGAGGGACAUAUUCACAUACAGUACCCUCGACUCGAAGUCAAAAUCGCGUCGAACAUUCUUUACAACUCCUUAAUUUUUCUCCGUUUCAGGAAAUUCUCAGCAAGACCUGUAUCAUCAAUAUCCUUUGAAAGUUGCAUUCUACUUGGUACGUAAUUGCUCAUCUGCAAUCUGCAUGGUUUGGAAAAACUCCGACUGCCUCUGUCUGUCUUACAUCAUUUCACGCUCAUUGCUCUUCCCUAGCUUUCUUGCCAUGUUGCAGCCAUUGCAUGAGUUGAUGAUGUCCGAACGUACAUUAGCAAAAGUUGCGAGGAGGCACCAUCUUCCCUUACAAAAGUUCCCCAAAGUAGCUGCUCAUUGGCUCCACCCUCGUGUAGAAAAGACUGCUAGAACAAAUAUGUGCGUGCGCGUUUUCGACAUGGUCGACGACUCCGAAAGAACAAGCUUCUUUUCCCCUUUCUUUUACUCUCUUUCCCGUGAGAAUUUGUACUUUGUCGACGUAUACAUAAUCAAUCUCGAAUCUUUGUGCAAGUUCGAAUCUUUCGAAUAAUUUAGC